Messenger RNA from Microdochium trichocladiopsis, 672 nucleotides. RefSeq lists its product as uncharacterized. Bases 1 to 672 code for a protein of 223 amino acids. Lineage: Eukaryota; Fungi; Ascomycota; Sordariomycetes; Xylariales; Microdochiaceae. The record is from RefSeq and is a predicted model, not a curated record. The transcript has 3 exons.
AUGUCAGGCCGUUGGCGCAAGUGGCUCGAAGAAGCUGACUCGGCACCGGGCCUGGGCAGGGGAGGCAAUAUUGAAUCCAAGCAACACACACCCGCGGGAGGCACGCACAUCCUAGUCGUGUGGCGCCGUGUCUUGUCGUCUACGAUCGGCAACUUGGUCCCUCGACUUCCUCCUUGGACAGAUGAGGACGAAGACGACGACAACAACUCCAUCAGAGCGUCGCCAGCCAGUGGCGACACCUCUGUGACAUGGCAGGCCUCCAGCCGGAGACGCCAAGCUAGCAGGCGUCGCUGUUCGCCCUCGAAUCCAAGCCGCCACAAUCAUCGCGGCUCUCCAGCUAGCGGCAGUCGCGAACAUCCCCAGUUGAGACACUUCUUUGGUAUCACCCUCCUGCUUGUGUUGCAUGCUUCAGCAGUUUGGAGCACGACCAAGCCUCAUGAAAACCUACAUGUUGUCCUCCAACGUUGCUGGGGUGAGGUUGCAUGCUGUCAACAAACGGGACAUCCUCGUGUCAGAAAGGGCAAACCGGAAGAGGAGCAUUCUGCCCCUUUCGCAGCGCAUCUCGCUUCAACUUUGAAACUGUCGACGUUGCGUGUGUACGUGGACCAUAUACCUCCUGACAUUGCUACAUCAUAUUCUCGACUGAUGUUCAUGACGCAGGCUCGGCUGUGA